This is a messenger RNA of Naegleria fowleri, 1254 nucleotides long. RefSeq lists its product as uncharacterized. The transcript has a single exon. Bases 1 to 1254 code for a protein of 417 amino acids. The record is from RefSeq and is a predicted model, not a curated record. Lineage: Eukaryota; Heterolobosea; Eutetramitea; Acrasida; Naegleriidae.
AUGGGUUGCAGUCUUUCCAUGUCGUCCAACUCUCGAAUAGCAGCCUUAAACGACAACCACUCGAGUCUUCAUGAAGACGAACGAAGAAAAGAUCUCCCAUCAAGUUCUACUCCUCUUCCUCCUCUUUCUCAUGCACUCACUUUCGAAGGAACAAGUUCAUCAUCCUCCUCCUUCUCUAUCUCCUCUUCUUCACCUCAACAACGUUGUUUAUUGAAUCCUCUUUCCACAAGGCAUCACUCUCUCACCACCACAUUAAGUCCAUCUGAAACAUUAACAACAACAACAUCAUCGGUAAUGCCUCUUCAUCAUCCUCUACCAACUCUUUCAUCCAAGAAGAAGAAGAAGAAACAAGAUCCAAGUUCGAGUUUGCUCCAUCCUCGAGCCAUUCAACAACACUCUCUUCCACCACUAUUGGAAGAAUUGAAUUUCAAUCCUUUAGCAAGAAAACAUCAUUCCUUACCUUAUCACAAGAAAGAUCUUCUCGAUCUAUUGGCAAAUAUCACUCCUUCAAGAACAUUUGCCACCAACAUGAAGGAUCCAAACAACAGCACCUCAUCUUGUUUCGACUCUUUGAUGAUCACGAAGAAGAGAAGUGUUGGUGGUGGUGCUGGUGGUGGUGUUCAUUCUCUCAGCAGCAACUCACAUGUAAUUCAAUCCUCAUCUUCCUCAUCCACCACUCAAAUUCCCAAUCGAAACAGCAAACCCUUCUUCCUCUCAGUUCCCAUCUCCAACUCUUCUCUCCUCCUCUCCAUUCGAAACCAAGAGUUGAAUAAUGAUGAUUUCCUCUCACAAGAUGAUGAUGAUCCAAUCUAUGAAGAUGAGGAGGACGAAAGAUUUACUUUCAACAAUCAUUAUUCCUUCUCUUCUCUCAAAAAGAUGUUAUCGAAGGAAUCAUCGAUCGAUCAUUCUUACAAGAGUGCACAUAGAUCCUCAUCCCUUCCAUGCAAUGCCUCCUUUAUUGGUCGAAAUGUAUUAUUUCCUUCUUCUGUGCAAAUGGACUCCACAACUUGUUGCAAAAGUAAAAGUCUUUCGUGGUUGCCCUCUGAGGAAAGUCUUGGCAAUACUUCUCAAUAUUAUCAAAUCAUUAUCACACCACCACCACCUCCUCCUCUUGAGAAUCAUUCAUCUGCACCACCCACACACACACGAACGAGAAUGAUUGAACAAGAACGAAAGGCAAGAAAGAGGUUACAGCUCUCCAAGAAGAACAAGUUGUAUUUUAUACAGUGUUUAAAGAAAAACGAAGGACUUUAA